Geodia barretti is the source of this 2149-nucleotide messenger RNA. The record is from the annotation of a GenBank genome assembly. Lineage: Eukaryota; Metazoa; Porifera; Demospongiae; Tetractinellida; Geodiidae.
UACGGUAGUACAGUAGUCCGUGCCCGUGUCUGUAGGGCGAGAGAUCAGGGUGUGUUAACCGGUCCAGUUGGUCCUGCUCGGAAUUCAGUCAAAAUGGCCGCCUCCAGUAACCUGAGCAGUAAGCUGUCGACAUUGGAAGUGAGCAAUGCUAUUAGCCGACUGACUGUGGAAGAAACGAGACAGCUAGUGUUCCAAAUGGGCGUACCUCUCAAGGUCCUGGAUGAUAUUGCUGAGGCGUACAAGGGGGAAAAUCGGAAGCACCACUUUGUGCAGGCGUGGCUAGAUAUGACCCCUGGUAGCAGCUGGGACAAGCUGGUUGCUGGGCUGAGGAACAUCAAUAUGAACUCCUUGGCAACUGCGAUUGAGUCUGAGCAUCACCCAAAAGCGCUAUCGACUUGCGAUCCCUCCCUUCCCAAGCCUGCUGUUCUCCCUGUUUCCGUUACAUCGCCACAUGCUAAUAACGUAGAAGAGGUUGAGGCAAAUAUAGAGCAUUUGGAGAAAGAAUUUUCCGACAUCAAGUUCAAAACCAGGCAAUCGUUAACGAAAAAGGAGAAACAAGAUUCCGAUUUUUUUGAAAUGUUCCGAGAGCACCUUCUAGAGUUACCUGUUGCGAAGAAGCAAGUUCAUAUUCGAUUCUUCAGCAGAAAUGAGGACGAAAUCCUUAAGGCUAAGAACAUUCAAAAGCUAUUUAUUAUCCUAGGUCGCUACUGCAACUACUCCAACUAUGAGAUUAUCUUCCACGUUGUCAAGAGAUUCUGUCAUGAUCUGAAGGGAAGAAUGACUGGUUAUCGUGACUCUCUCAUCGCUUUUGAAAAGUCCACCACAGUCGAUGUGUACCUAUGUGCCAUUUCCGCUCGUCCUGGUGGUAAAGUUAGCGAAGGAUUCAUCCGCAUGACCACGAAGAUCAACAAGCCACCCUCAGAGUGUUCGCUGUAUGAAAUCCGAGAGUUGAAGGGGUCCAUCGAGGAGGCGGCAUCUCUGGAGUCCUAUGCCAUGUACAUUGAAACCCCAGGGGAGGGCUCUGUAUGUGUAGGGUUGCGUGUUCACGAGGAGGUUGUUUGGAUGGUGGGUGUGGCCUUCACUCCUAACUUCAGACAAAAACAUCUUGUUACUAAUGUUGCUGUUGUCCGUGCUUGGUUGCGUCGAGAUCUCUCAAUGUACCUGAAUAAUGAAUUGAUACCUGCCUCUGAGAGAGGAGACGUGAAAGUAGUGACUUUACUGAUCACAGCUGGAGUUCAUGUGAAUGUCAAACACUGGCGGGCUGGAAACUGUGCAAUAGCAUCUGCCGCCAGGAACGGCAGGACUGAAGUUGUUUCCCUGCUACUAGCGGCUGGAGCUAACAUUGACCUACAGAAUAAGAGAGGAGAGUCUGCACUAAUGUUGGCUGUCAUGGAGAGUAGGACUGAAGUUGUUUCACUACUACUUGAGGCUGGAGCUAACAUUGACCUACAGGAUGAGCAUGGAUACUCUGCACUAAUGUUGGCUGCCAAGGAGAGUAGGACUGAUGUUGUUUCACUGCUACUUGAGGCUGGAGCUAACAUUGACCUAUGGAAUAAGCGUGGAUACUCUGCACUAAUGUGGGCUGCAGAGAUGAGUAGGACUGAAGUUGUUUCACUGCUACUUGAGGCUGGAGCUAAAAUUGACCUACAGAAUGAAGGAGGAGACUCUGCACUGACAGUGGCUGUUGAAAAUGGUAGGAUUGAAGUCGUUUCACUGCUACUGAAGGCUGGAGCUGCACCAGGCCCGCAUGCAUAUGAGCUACUGAGAUCUGCCUCUGAAAAGGGAUAUGCGGAAAUAGUUACUUCACUGAUCACAGCUGGAGUGGACGUGAAUGGAAGAUAUAGGAAUAGAGACUCUGCACUGAUGAUGGCUAUCAGGAAUGGCAGGACUGAAGUUGUUUCACUGCUAAUAGAGGCCGGAGCUAACAUUCACCUACAAGAGAAUGGAGUCUCUCCACUGAUGAUGGCUGUCAGGUGGGGUAGGACUGAAGUUGUUUCACUGUUAAUAGAGGCUGGAGCUAACAUUGACCUACAGAAUGAGGAAGGAGACUCAGCUGUGAUAAUUGCUACCACAAAGUACAAUCUGUCAGUCCUGAGGAGCUGGUCGAGCUGGAGCUGACCUAACCUGGCAGAACCAGUGCAGUGAUCCU